Molecule: messenger RNA, 602 nt
Organism: Paramecium primaurelia
Lineage: Eukaryota; Ciliophora; Oligohymenophorea; Peniculida; Parameciidae
Source: the annotation of a GenBank genome assembly
AAUUAUGAUGCGUCUAUAUUACUAAGCAUUCAGCAAACUUAUCAAAGUAGAUCGUUUAGCAUUGACUCCUCAUCAAUAUUGGAUAGCAGCUGGUAAAGGAAUGGAACGACCUUAUACAGGAGAAUAUUGGUUUGUAAAUUUAAUAAUCUAUAUCAUCAGAAUCAAGAAGUUGGAACAUAUCAUUGUAAACAUUGUGACAAUCAAUUGUUUUCUUUUGAUUCUAAAUACAAAUCAACUACAGGAUAUGCAUAAUUUUGGAAUCACAUACCUAAUAGCGUCAAAUUAGAGGAAUCAAACAUUAAAGUAUUAAUUCUUAUCAACACUCUUUUAGGAAGAAAGAGAUCUAUGUUGUGCUGGAUGUGAUAGUUUUGUUGGAAAGGUCUCUUUUGAUGGACCUCCUCCAACAUUUAUUAAAUAUAGCAUUAAUUCAGCUGCAUUAAAUUUCAAACUGAAACUCUUUUAGGAAGAUCCCUACUUUAGAAAAAUUGCUAGAAAAGAAAAAUAGGCUCAACGUUCUAAAAAAGUAGAACAUAAUUAUUUAGAAAGCAAUAGCAAUUUGUGAUUUAUUAUAUUAAUAAAAAUUAUAUAUAUAUAGUGAUGAG